AUGAAGCCCCCUCGCCUCCUCUUCUUCCUUCUCCUCCUCCCUGGACUGUGGGCAGAUCCAGAGGCAGAGACACGAGUUUUCCAGUUAUUGCAGACCAGCCUCAUCGCCAACAUCAGCGAUGCUGAGAUGUCCGGGGUGGGUCUCCUGGGGGACGUGCCCAUCUUCGUACUGAAUCCUGAUGAUUGGAGCAUCCAAUUCCCCUGGCCGUGGGCCCAGGAGGCCACAUCUGAGGGUGAUAUGAAGAAGAUCCUGUCCCACUACAAACUCUUUCUGCGCAAUUUGGCCCGAUACUUGCAAGAAUUGGUCCAAAAGGGACAACUGGAGUACCCAUUCAUUGUCCAGAUCCGUGCGGGCUGUGUGCGGCACCCCAAUGAGACAAGCAGGGGCUUCAUGGAUGUCGGGGAAGGUGGCAGAGACCUGAUUGUUUUAGAGGCAGAGAAGCGGCGUUGGGAGCCCCAGCAGACGUCACCACUAGCAGAGCUGGUCAGCAAGUCCCUCACCAGUGAGAGGGCUGUCACUGAGCUUGUGGCACAUCUUGUCUCCAUCUCCUGCCCAAGCUACAUCCAAACCUUGUGCAGAUAUGGGAAAGCUGAUCUGGAGAGACAAGAGGCCACGGUCUUUGCCCGCACGCCCAGCCCAGCCCAGUUGCUGCUAGUUUGCCGCGUCACCGGCUUCUACCCCCGUCCCAUCAGCGUGGCCUGGCUGCGGGAUGGCCAGGAGGUGCCGCCGGGCCCGGUGCUCAACACCAGCGCCAUCCUGCCCAACGCCGACCUCACCUACCAGCUCCGCAGCAUCCUGGCCGUGGACCCCGGUGACGGGCACAGCUACGCCUGCCGCGUGCGCCACUGCAGCCUGGGCACCGACAGCCUCCUCGUCCCAUGGGAAAACCACAGCACAGCUGCGGCCAUUGGCAUCGCCAUCGCGGUGCUCUUGCUCGUGGCCAUGGUUGCGGCCGGAGGGUGUUGGCGGUGGAGACGCAGGGGAGGUGUCUCUCCUGUUGUGUUGGUGGGCAG
Apaloderma vittatum (bar-tailed trogon) is the source of this 1013-nucleotide messenger RNA. RefSeq names its product T-cell surface glycoprotein CD1b-3-like. Gene Ontology annotation, cellular component: external side of plasma membrane. The record is from RefSeq and is a predicted model, not a curated record. The annotation marks the transcript as partial. Gene Ontology annotation, molecular function: lipopeptide binding; endogenous lipid antigen binding; exogenous lipid antigen binding. Lineage: Eukaryota; Metazoa; Chordata; Aves; Trogoniformes; Trogonidae. Gene Ontology annotation, biological process: antigen processing and presentation, exogenous lipid antigen via MHC class Ib; antigen processing and presentation, endogenous lipid antigen via MHC class Ib; immune response. The transcript has 5 exons.